Trifolium pratense (red clover) is the source of this 3244-nucleotide messenger RNA. Its product is annotated as probable inactive leucine-rich repeat receptor-like protein kinase At3g03770. The coding region runs from base 498 to 2837 and encodes 779 amino acids. The record is from RefSeq and is a predicted model, not a curated record. Gene Ontology annotation, biological process: protein phosphorylation. Gene Ontology annotation, molecular function: protein binding; ATP binding; protein kinase activity. Lineage: Eukaryota; Viridiplantae; Streptophyta; Magnoliopsida; Fabales; Fabaceae. The transcript has 8 exons.
AUAAUGAAAGAAUAAAGGGUAGUCAUACUUUUAAGAAUCUUUCUUUUUCUUUUCAUUGUGAAAUAAUAAUUACUAUGGCUUCUCUUUAAGACCUUUCAAAGUAAAAGUGAAGAAAAAUGGUUUAAAUACUUUGUACAUUUAUUCAUGUAUUAUUAGUACUAAGUGACAAUGUGAAGUGUCCUUUUGUGAACUAGUGUGAAUUUUGGUCCUUUCAUUUGUGCUUUCAUUUUCAAUCCAUGUCACUAAUUUGUUUUGAUGUGUGCAGAGAAAAAGCUUACAUGUGAGAAAAAUGGUCUAUAUGAGGAAAAUUUGUUCUUGAUGAGUUUAUGAAUGUAUUGUAGCAAAAACAAAACAAAAAAGUUUUGAUUUUGUUCAAUUGAGUUGAUUGUGCAAGUGGCUACAAGUUCUUAAGGAAUUUCGAAGAUCCAAACUUCAAUCUUUGAGAAGACUAUAAUCUAAAUCUCUCUUCAUCUAUUGUUUCAUUCUUUAACUUACCAAUGGAAAAAAAGCUCUAUCCAAAAGUGCUUCUAGUUUUAGUCACAAUUUUUCUUUCAAUUUCUUACACAAACCAACUUCAAUCCACUCACACUCGAACCCUUUUACGAAUCAAACGUCUCUUAAACUUUCCAUCAAUUUUAAGCUCUUGGAAUUCAACCACAGAUUUUUGCAACACAGAUUCAAAAGCUUCUCUAAGUGUUGUAUGCUAUGAACAAACCAUAACUCAGCUACACAUAGUUGGUGAAACAAAACCUCAACAACUUCCAAAAAACUUCUCAAUAGAUUCAUUUUUCACAACACUUUUGAGAAUUCCAACUCUAAAAGUCCUCACACUAGUUUCCUUAGGGUUGUGGGGUCCACUUCCUAGCAAAAUAAGUGGUUUAUCAUCUUUGGAAAUUGUUAACAUGAGUUCAAAUUUUCUAUAUGGUAAAAUCCCUCAAGAACUUCCAUUGCUUUCAAAUCUUCAAGCACUUAUUCUUGAUAACAAUAUGUUUGAAGGACAUUUACCGGAUUGGUUGGAUUCGUUUCCAUCGUUAACCGUUUUGAAUUUGAAUCAAAAUUUGUUCAACGGUUCUCUUCCUGAUUCGUUGAGUAGCUUAACAAAUAUGCGAGUUCUUUCGCUUUCUCAUAACCGUUUCUACGGAUCAGUACCGGAUUUGAGCCGGUUGGUUAAUCUUCAAGUGUUGGAAUUGGAUGAUAAUAGUUUUGGUCCUAACUUUCCUAGAACUUAUAACAAGUUGGUUACUUGUGUUCUAAGAAACAACAAGUUUAGAUCUAGUUUACCUGAUAAUAUGAGUUCAUAUUAUCAACUUGAGAGAUUCGACAUCUCGGAAAACGCCUUUGUUGGACCAUUUCAGCUAGAAUUGUUUUCACUUCCUGCAAUUAGUUAUAUCAACAUUUCAAGAAACAAAUUAUCAGGAAUGCUUUUCGAGAAUCUGUCGUGUAAUUCUAUUCUAGAAGAAGUUGAUUUGUCUUCAAAUCUUUUGACCGGAAGAUUACCAAAAUGUUUAGUGUUAAAUUCCAAUGAUCGGAAAGUUUUGUAUGGUGGAAACUGUUUAGAGGAAACAAAUCAAAAUCAACAUGAACAAGCCUUUUGUCACACUGAAGCUAUAGCUGUUGGAAUAGGACUUAAUGAGAGAAAGAAGCAUAAAGGAGUAUCUAAAACAGUUCUAGCUUUUGGGAUUAUUGGUGGAAUUUUCGGAGGAAUUUCACUUGUUGCUUUGAUUUUUAUGAUUAUGAUUAGAAGACGAAAUGGUAAAACCAUUAUGACGAAGAAUUCGAAAACAAAAUUGAUAUCAGAAAAAGCAGCAUCUGGAAAGUUAAUCACCGAUUCAAGGCAUGUACCUAAAGCAAUGAAGUUUGGAACUGUUGGCCUGCCACCUUAUAGAGCUUUCUCACUGGAAGAGAUUGUGGCAGCUACUAACAACUUUGACACCACUUCUUUCAUUGGUGAAGGUUCUCAAGGACAGAUGAACAGAGGUCAACUAAAGGAUGGUUCACUAGUUGCCAUUAGAAGUGUAAAAUUGACAAAAAGCUGCAGGACUAGAGAUUUCAUGCAGCACAUAGAAUUCAUAUCAAAAUUCAGGCAUCAUCAUUUAGUCAGUGUUCUUGGACAUUGCUUUGAACAUUAUUUAGAUGAUUCAAAUGUCAGAAGAAUAUUUAUUGUCUUUGAGUAUGUACCUAAUGGAUCACUCAAGACUUGGAUCACAGAUAGACAUUAUAGAAAGUCUCUUACUUGGACUCAACGCAUAGAAGCUGCAAUUGGAGUAGCAAAGGGAAUCAAAUUUUUGCAUACAGAGAUUGUUCCUUCUGUAUAUUCAAAUAAUCUCAAAAUUACAGAUGUUUUAAUGGAUCAGAACUUUGUUGCAAAAAUCAGUAGUUAUAACAUGCCUUUGUUAUCCAACAUUGGAAAGGUUGGUCAAGGAAAUAUAUUCAAAAGUCCUAGCUUUAACAAAAGUGUAAAAAGUGAAGACAAGUUUGAUAUAUAUGACUUUGGGGUGAUAUUGAUGGAACUCAUUCUAGGAAGGACAAUAAAGUCAAGAAAUGUGGACACUUUGAAGGAUUUGUUACAAUCAAGCAUAACAUCAGAUGAUGAAGCUAGAAGAAGCAUUAUAGAUUCAUCGAUUCGUAACGCAUGUUUGGAUCAAUCAUUGAAGACAAUGAUGGAGAUUUGUGUGAGAUGUUUAGUUAAAGAGCCAGAAGAAAGGCCUUCUAUAGAAGAUGUUUUGUGGAAUUUGCAGUUUGCUUCUCAAGUCCAAGAUGCAUGGAGAGGAGACUCUUUAAGUAGUGAUAGCUCACCCAUCUCGCCUUUACCGUCUCAACGAAUGAACUUCCAUUAGUAUCGAUCACAUGGUUGGAAUUGCGGUAUAGCACUCUUUCAUGUCCAAUGUUGGUGAGAUAAGUGCAUGUUUAGAUUGACGGUGAAUUUGACAAAAUCAUGGUGACACUGUUAUUUAGUCAAAGCUGCGCAAAGUUUGGUUUUUACCGAAGUCACGGUAAAAAACUAUGUUUUGCCAAAUUUACUGUCAAUCUAAACAUACUCUUGAACUGAGUUUGAAAGCAUCAGAAAGAGUGAUUCCAAAUUUCCAAAACAUGCACAUAGAGGAUUUGAAGUUAAUUUUGAUAUAUCUUUUAGUAUAUGCUUAAAAUGCUUAGUGCUACUAAUGUCUAAUUGAAUGUAUGAUAUGUGUCAUUUUUUGUAAUGUUUAAUUAUUUAUUUCUUAAUUCUCUCGAAUAGAUUCAUUCU